AGCGGCCCUGUCUCUGGACGAGGGGACCAAGUCUGGAACGGGAACCUGCGUGAAGGGAGUGAACAGCCAGGAGCUAAGCUCCUUGGAAGUGCUUUUCCGGGAUGGCACAGGGUCUGGGGAUGCUUCCCCAAAGACGUGUGGAUGGGAAUAUUGAGCUGAGAGGCAGAGACUUCGCCUCUGGGGAUUUGGGCAAAUAAAUGAACAAACCGAUGAUUGGGAGUACUUGGGAUAAUAAGGAAAUAAUUAUACUGUAUAGUCAACUGUGCCUGUUUCUGUUUGUGUCUGCUUUGUGAAGGAGUAGGAAUUUUAGAAUUAAAUACUGCCCUUCAGACAACAUACUUCAUCUCCUAUUUGAAACACCCAGUUCGGAAGCCUUCCUUUACCUCAUUUUCUUUUUCUAAGUUGUCAUUUUCUUCAUGGACUGGGAAUGACACUACCUGUUCAUUCCCAUAGGGCUGUGAACAGUGGCCUUCAGUCUUACAAUCAAUGAAGUAUAGAAUCUAAAGUCUAUGACAUCGCAAAACCAUUUACACCCAAUUUUUAAGGAAAAUUAGAAUCACAUGUAAUCCCAUAAAGGUAAAUUUGGCAUAUAAUCCUCCAGUCUUUUUAUCUAUGUAUAUGGUUUUUUUGUAAUAAUUUUCCCCUACAUUUUGCUUUCUAAUCUAUUUCUUUCACUUAAUGAACAAUUUUCUGUGCUCAUACGUAUUAUACUUUAAGUGGUGGCUAGUAUUCCAUCGUGUGGGUAUGCCAUCAUUUAUUGAGUUAACUCCUUAAUGUUACCCAUUAGGUUGUUUCUAGUUUAUCACUAUAAUAAGGAGAAUAACAGUGACAUUUUUAUUAUUUUCUUGAGACAGAGUAUCUAAAAUGAAAUUUUAAAAAUUUCUAAUGUCAAAAUUGCCCUCCAGAAAACACGUGAAUUUACAUUCAGCAGCUUUACUUCCAGCAUAAAAGACUCUUCAGUACAAUGACUCAAGCAGAAAUUAAACUUUGCUCUUUGUUGCUGCAAGAGCAUUUUGGAGAGAUUGUAGAAAAAAUUGGAGUCCACCUAAUCAGAACAGGCAGCCAGCCACUGAGAGUAAUUGCCCACGACACAGGAACAUCGCUGGAUCAGGUGAAAAAAGCCCUUUGUGUGCUCAUCCAACAUAACCUGGUGAUGUAUCAAGUGCACAAACGUGGUGUAGUGGAGUAUGAAGCCCAGUGCAGCCGUGUGUUGCGAAUGCUUAGGUAUCCCCGGUACAUCUAUACUGCCAAAACACUGUAUAGCGACACUGGAGAGCUCAUUGUGGAGGAGCUGCUACUGAAUGGCAAAAUGACAAUGUCAGCUGUUGUGAAGAAAGUGGCAGACCGACUCACAGAGACUAUGGAGGAUGGCAAGACCAUGGACUAUGCUGAGGUAUCAAACACAUUUGUGCGACUAGCAGACACACACUUCGUACAGCGUUGCCCCUGGGUGCCUGCCACUGAGAAUUCAGACCCGGGGCCACCACCACCUGCCCCCAUUCUUGUCAUCAGUGAAAAGGACAUGUACCUGGUUCCUAAACUUAGUUUGAUUGGGAAGGGUAAAAGGAGAAGAUCAUCUGAUGAAGAUGCUGCUGGGGAGCCGAAAGCCAAGAGACCAAAACAUAGCACAGAUAACAAAGAGCCCAUUCCAGAUGAUGGGAUUUAUUGGCAGGCCAACCUUGACAGAUUCCACCAGCACUUCCGUGACCAAGCCAUUGUCAGCGCAGUUGCCAACAGGAUGGACCAGUUCACUUUUCAAACCCAGACCAGCAGCGAGAUCGUGCGGACUAUGCUUCGGAUGAGUGAGAUUACCACUCCCUCUGCUGCCCCCUUCACCCAGCCAUUGUCUUCCAAUGAGAUCUUCAGAUCCCUACCUGUUGGCUAUAACAUCUCUAAACAAGUUCUUGAUCAGUAUCUCACUCUGCUGGCAGAUGAUCCACUAGAGUUUGUUGGAAAGUCUGGCGACAGUGGUGGAGGAAUGUAUGUCAUCAACUUGCAUAAAGCUCUCGGAUCCCUAGCCACAGCCACUCUGGAGUCUGUCGUACAGGAGAGGUUUGGGUCUCGCUGUGCCAGAAUAUUCCGUCUAGUUUUACAAAAGAAACACCUGGAACAGAAGCAGGUAGAAGACUUUGCAAUGAUUCCAGCAAAGGAGGCAAAGGAUAUGCUUUACAAGAUGCUCUCGGGAAAUUUCAUAUCACUCCAGGAAAUUCCCAAAACGCCAGACCAUGCCCCAUCCAGGACCUUCUAUUUAUAUACCGUGAACAUCCUGUCAGCUGCCCGAAUGUUGCUGCACAGAUGCUACAAGAGCAUAGCCAACUUGAUAGAAAGGAGACAAUUUGAAACCAAAGAGAACAAGCGUCUACUAGAAAAGUCUCAGAGGGUGGAAGCCAUUAUUGCAUCUAUGCAGGCUACAGGCGCAGAGGAGGCACAGCUCCAAGAAAUAGAGGAGAUGAUCACAGCUCCUGAACGCCAGCAGCUAGAAACCCUGAAGCGUAAUGUCAACAAGUUGGAUGCCAGUGAGAUCCAAGUGGACGAAACCAUCUUCCUACUGGAGUCAUAUAUUGAGAGCACCAUGAAGAGGCAAUGACCCAGAAGAAGAGUCUUUCUCAAAAAAUCUGGGGAGGUUGGAAGGAAAAAUAAAGGAGGUGCCUGAUGCAUUC
Enhydra lutris kenyoni (northern sea otter) is the source of this 2660-nucleotide messenger RNA. Its product is annotated as RNA polymerase III subunit C. Gene Ontology annotation, biological process: DNA-templated transcription. Gene Ontology annotation, cellular component: RNA polymerase III complex. The record is from RefSeq and is a predicted model, not a curated record. NCBI's taxonomy places the organism in Eukaryota, Metazoa, Chordata, Mammalia, Carnivora, Mustelidae. The coding region runs from base 965 to 2587 and encodes 540 amino acids. Gene Ontology annotation, molecular function: single-stranded DNA binding. The transcript is spliced from 14 exons.